Messenger RNA from Synchiropus splendidus (mandarinfish), 1925 nucleotides. Its product is annotated as actin-related protein 3. NCBI's taxonomy places the organism in Eukaryota, Metazoa, Chordata, Actinopteri, Syngnathiformes, Callionymidae. Gene Ontology annotation, biological process: Arp2/3 complex-mediated actin nucleation. Gene Ontology annotation, molecular function: actin filament binding. Gene Ontology annotation, cellular component: Arp2/3 protein complex; actin cortical patch. The transcript is spliced from 12 exons. The record is from RefSeq and is a predicted model, not a curated record. The coding region runs from base 160 to 1416 and encodes 418 amino acids.
AGCUGCUCGAGAACAGGGGAGGCAAACCCGGAAGCGCUCCUGUCUGGGUUCAGGCUGCGGGCCACUGAGGCAACGACUACUGGAGCGGUUUCCUCUCGGAUCACUGUCGAGAUAUUAAUUGUAAAGCAUCUGUUGGCCGCCGUAUAGAAGCAGAACAUCAUGGCUGGCCGGCUACCGGCGUGUGUUGUGGAUUGUGGCACCGGGUAUACAAAACUCGGCUAUGCAGGGAACACAGAACCCCAGUUCAUCAUUCCGUCAUGUAUUGCUAUCAAAGAAUCUGCAAAAGUUGGAGAUCAAGCUCAGCGCAGGAUGAUGAAGGGGGUGGACGACCUUGAUUUUUUCAUUGGAGAUGAGGCCAUUGACAAACCAUCUUAUGCAACAAAGUGGCCUAUUCGUCAUGGGAUUGUGGAAGACUGGGACCUAAUGGAGAGAUUCAUGGAGCAGGUCAUCUUCAAGUAUCUGCGGGCAGAACCUGAAGAUCAUUAUUUCCUGUUGACGGAACCUCCUCUCAAUACGCCAGAGAACCGGGAGUACACCGCAGAGAUCAUGUUUGAGUCCUUUAAUGUUCCAGGUCUCUACAUUGCUGUACAGGCUGUGCUGGCACUUGCUGCCUCUUGGACAUCCAGGCAAGUAGGAGAGCGAACCUUGACUGGAACUGUUAUAGAUAGUGGGGAUGGAGUCACACACGUCAUCCCAGUGGCUGAAGGCUACGUCAUUGGUAGUUGCAUCAAACACAUCCCCAUUGCCGGUCGAGACAUCACAUACUUCAUCCAGCAGCUGCUGAGAGAACGUGAGGUCGGGAUUCCUCCUGAACAGUCUCUGGAGACAGCCAAAGCAGUCAAGGAGCGGUUUAGCUACGUUUGCCCUGACCUUGUGAAGGAGUUCAACAAGUAUGACACAGAUGGAUCCAAGUGGAUCAAGCAGUACACUGGCGUUAAUGCCAUCACUAAGAAGGAGUUCAACAUUGACGUGGGCUAUGAGCGCUUCCUAGGGCCUGAAAUCUUCUUCCAUCCCGAGUUUGCCAACCCAGACUUCACCCAGCCAAUCUCAGAGGUGGUGGAUGAUGUCAUCCAGAACUGCCCAAUUGAUGUCAGACGUCCACUCUACAAGAACAUUGUGUUGUCUGGAGGCUCUACCAUGUUCAGGGACUUUGGACGACGCCUUCAGAGAGACCUCAAGAGAACUGUGGACGCACGACUGAAGAUCAGUGAGGAGUUGAGUGGAGGCAAGCUCAAGCCAAAGCCCAUCGACGUGCAGGUGAUCACCCAUCACAUGCAGAGAUACGCUGUGUGGUUUGGAGGGUCUAUGUUGGCGUCCACGCCUGAGUUCUACCAAGUGUGCCACACCAAGAAAGACUAUGAGGAGAUUGGACCCAGCAUCUGCCGCCACAACCCUGUAUUUGGUGUCAUGUCCUAGACCACUGGAGCUUCAGCCAUGGGAGGAGGCAUCGGAAAACCUGUAUGGCGUGACCACACGCCUUUGUCCUGAUGCUCCGACAGCACCGCACACUGAGUGAAGGUGGACCCAACUGAAGAAACGGCAAUAUCCUUGCAGGGCAGAGGUCGGAGGUGACUCAGCCCAAGGGAUCCUCAGUCAUCAAAACAAACAUGUUUACUCUGUGGUUACUAGGUUGACGAUAGUCCUAAUAAGUGAUGAUCUCUGUGUGCCGGGGUUCUCUUCUUCUAUUCUUCUCACAAAGUUGUCAUGUAUAUAACAGGAUUCGGCUAUAAACGUGUGGGUGGGGUCUUACCAUGGUAUUUGGUGUCAAGCUUUCCAAGGCAUGAUGCAAUUGGAUCUGAAACGGUUUUCCUUACCAGCUUUAAAUCAUCAAAUGCGGUAAAAAUGCAUUAAUAUUAAAAAGAUCAUGAUUUGCUAUUCCUCCCUUUCAAAUGUCUUUUCUUGGGAAUAAAAUCAUUUAAAUAUUC